Stegastes partitus (bicolor damselfish) is the source of this 1731-nucleotide messenger RNA. RefSeq names its product mitochondrial import receptor subunit TOM40 homolog. Bases 41 to 1066 code for a protein of 341 amino acids. Gene Ontology annotation, molecular function: transmembrane protein transporter activity. The record is from RefSeq and is a predicted model, not a curated record. Gene Ontology annotation, cellular component: mitochondrial outer membrane. Gene Ontology annotation, biological process: protein import into mitochondrial matrix. The transcript is spliced from 10 exons. Lineage: Eukaryota; Metazoa; Chordata; Actinopteri; Pomacentridae.
AUUCAAGUUCCGGCUGCAUCGUCCUCUGGAAACUACAACCAUGGGCAGUGUUUUGGCUGCCAGCUCCCCCAACCCACCACCACCAGCCCCCGGCACUGCCGCUGCCCCCGGGUUGACGGUGCCGCCGGGCUUUGGGAUGCCUCCAGUUUCCCCAGUCAUACCCCAGACUGGGGCGACUUCUGGACAGCAGCAGGAGGCAGAAAACCCUCUGCCCAACCCGGGCACGUUUGAUGAGUGUCAUCGCAAAUGCAAAGAGGUGUUUCCUAUGCAGAUGGAAGGCGUCAGGCUAGUUGUGAACAAAGGCCUUAGCAACCACUUCCAGGUGAAUCACAAUGUGCUGCUGAGCACCACCGGAGACUCCAGCUACAGGUUCGGUGCUACGUAUGUUGGCUCGAAGCAGACUGGUCCAGCAGAGUUCUUCCCAGUCAUGGUGGGCGACAUGGACAACAGCGGCAGCCUUAACGCUCAGAUCAUCCACCAGAUCAGCAGCAGAAUACGAUCCAAAGUGGCCUUCCAGACACAACAACACAAGUUUGUAAACUGGCAAGGCGACGCAGAGUUCAGGGGAGAAGAUUUUACUGCGACCGUAACACUCGGAAACCCAGACGUCCUCGUCAGCUCUGGUAUCAUUGUCACACACUACCUCCAGUCCAUAACGCCGGCUCUGGCUCUGGGAGGGGAGCUGGUUUACCACCGCCGGCCAGGAGAGGAGGGCUCCGUGAUGUCUUUGGUGGGCAGAUAUACAGGCAGCAACUACAUCGCCACGUUGACACUCGGCUCAGCGGGAGCUCAUGCGUCGUACUACCACAAAGCCAACGAUCAGCUGCAGGUCGGAGUCGAGUUCGAGGCGAGCGGCCGGAUGCAGGACACCAGCGUAUCGUUUGGCUACCAGCUAGAUGUGCCUAAAGCUAAUUUACAGUUUAAAGGUUCAGUAGACAGUAACUGGAUAGUCGGCGCGACGUUAGAAAAGAAGCUGCUGCCGUUGCCGCUCUCCCUGGUACUCUGCUCCUUCCUCAACCACCGCAAGAACAAGUUCCAGUGCGGCUUUGGCGUCACCAUCGGUUAGAAUUCGGCCGGACGACGGGGUAGUCGGACCCCACGGACGGACGGACGGACGGACGGACGGACUCGCUUCGGACGAACAGACUAUGCCGUGUACACUGCUGUGCCCCAUCAUCUCAGUCUGUCGCCAUGUUGUCGGUUUCCCCAGAUCCUGUUUCAUCUCAUGUGGUGAAUAGAAGCUAAUAAUGUAAAUCUACUCUCGAUCUUUAAUCCUAAAAGAUGAAUCGCCUGAAGGAUCAGUAGCGUAAUGACGAAUGUGAUCGGUCAGGAAUUUGUUGACUGUGGACUCGGACACACAAACCCAUAGACGACAGCACGACGGAGUGACGGAGCUCUUUGUCUCUGAGUUCGGUGCCUGUCACGUUUGGUUUCCAGGUUUGAGUUUUAUUCCAGUCUUUCUUUUUGUUUUGUUUUGUUUUUUUUACUGUAAAGUCUGUCUUGGUGUGCAGUGAAUGAAAUCGUUGUCAUUUGCUUGUUAAACGGUUUAUUGGUUACAGGAGAGUUUAUCAGCUGUUAGGAAGGAGCGUACUGUACUGUACUGUAUGUCAUGUUCACAAUCCAUCACUUGUUUUGUUGCCUUUUUUUUAACGUUACAUGCAUAUGGAACAGUAUAUAUGACCUGUAUAUACCUCUUGGAAACUGAUAAAUUCAAUUUCUUACAAAAAACGG